Molecule: messenger RNA, 2970 nt
Organism: Serendipita indica DSM 11827
Lineage: Eukaryota; Fungi; Basidiomycota; Agaricomycetes; Sebacinales; Serendipitaceae
Source: the annotation of a GenBank genome assembly
AUGGCGGCUAGUCAAAGUGCAAAGAUGGACAUUGAUGAACAAAAGAUUGACGAGGGACUGUAUUCUCGCCAGCUAUACGUGCUAGGCCAUGAAGCGAUGAAGCGAAUGGCGUCGUCCAAUGUUCUCAUCGUCGGAAUGCAAGGGCUCGGUGUCGAAAUCGCUAAGGACCUUUGUCUUGCUGGUGUCAAGUCGGUGACGAUCUAUGAUCCCGAUCUUGUCCAGCUUCAGGACCUGAAUUCUCAGUUCUUCCUGCGGGCAACAGAUGUCGGGAAAUCACGAGCAGACGCGACCCAGCCCCGACUCGCAGAGCUCAACGCUUACGUGCCCGUGCAUGUCUUGCCCGGUACUACAGGUCAACAAGUCACGAUCGAUCAAAUCAAAGACUUUCAAGUCGUAGUCCUUACAAACACACCGCUCUCCAUCCAACUCCACAUAAACGAGUGGACACACGCCAAUGGGGUUCAUUUCAUUGCAGCAGAAACCAGAGGUCUCUUCGGAUCCGUCUUCAAUGACUUUGGAAGUCGUUUUACCUGCGUGGAUCCCACUGGGGAGCAACCGCUGAAUGGAAUGAUUGCUGAAAUUGAUAAAGGCGAAAAGGCGAUUGUCACUUGCCUAGACGAGACUCGUCAUGGACUGGAAGACGGUGACUUUGUGACUUUCAGCGAAGUGGAAGGCAUGACAGAGUUGAACGGCUGUGAGCCGCUAAAGGUUACGGUCAAAGGCCCUUACACCUUUGAGAUUGGAGACACGAGCAAAUUUGGGGAUUACAAGCGGGGUGGUAUCUUUACCCAAGUCAAGAUGCCCAAGAUUAUCGAUUUUAAACCACUGAGCGAGUCCCUGAAAGAUCCAGAGCUCUUUAUCACCGACUUUGGGAAGUGGGACCGACCCUCCACUCUUCACGCAGGGUUCCAGGCUCUCUCCCAGUACCAAGAAAAGCACGGCAAACUCCCUCGCCCUCGAAAUGCGCAGGACGCCGCAGAGCUCCUCUUGAUCACGAAAUCACUUGCUGGCGAGACAGAGCUCAACGAAAAGGUCAUCGAGGAGCUCGCAUUCCAGGCCCAAGGAGAUUUGGCCGCUGUGAAUGCAGUCAUCGGUGGCUUUGUCGCACAGGAGGUACUCAAGGCCGUCAGUGCCAAGUUCCACCCAAUGGUACAACACAUGUACUUUGACUCGUUGGAAUCUCUCCCGGAUCAACUACCCUCCGAGGCAGAUGUUGCACCUCUCGGAUCUCGAUACGACGGUCAAAUUGCUGUGUUUGGAAAGACAUUCCAAGAAAAGAUUGCAAACCAUCAUUGGGCAAUGAUGGGUGUUGGCGUUGGGUCAAAGGGUCAUUUGCACGUCACUGAUCUUGAUACAAUCGAAAAGAGCAAUCUCAAUCGUCAGUUCCUGUUCAGACCAAAAGACCUUGGACACUUCAAAUCGGAGGUCGCUGUCCAUGCCGUCACCGAGAUGAAUCCAGAUUUGCAGGGUCAUACCAAUGCGUAUAAAGAGAGCGUAGGACCAAACACAGAGAGCAAGUAUAAUUCCGCAUUCUUUGAUUCCAUCGACGGUGUGACUAACGCACUGGAUAAUGUCGAGGCUCGUCUCUAUAUGGAUCAGAGAUGUGUUCUCUAUCAAAAGCCACUCCUCGAGUCGGGUACAUUGGGUACCAAAGGAAACACACAAGUCGUCAUUCCACAUCUCACCGAGUCGUAUGGAUCAUCACGAGAUCCCCCAGAAAAGGAGGCGCCUUCUUGCACAAUCAAAAACUUCCCCAACGCGAUCCAACAUACAAUUCAAUGGGCUCGAGAGCAGUUCAAUAAUGCCUUUGUCAACCCGGCUACGAACGUCAAUGGCUAUCUUUCGGAGCCAGGCUUCCUUGAAAACGCCAUGAAGUACUCGAGUAAUCAAAAGCCGCUUCUCGAGCAACUCAACCGCUUCCUGGUGACAGAAAAGCCACUGACCUUCGAUGAGUGUAUAGUCUGGGCAAGGAUGCAAUUCGAGAAAGACUAUAACACGGAUAUCAGGCAGUUGCUCUACAGCCUUCCCAAGGAUGCAGUCAACGACAAUGGCAUUCCAUUCUGGUCGCCGCCCAAACGUGCUCCGGAUCCGCUGACAUUUGAUACCUCGAAUACGGCACACCUGGACUAUAUUGUCGCUGCCGCGCACUUGCAUGCCUUCAAUUAUGGACUCCACGGCACAAAUGACCUCGAUCAUAUUGCCAAGGUGGCGAGCUCGAUCAAAGUUCCAGAAUUUGUCCCGAAGACCAAUGUCAAGGUUCAAAUCAACGAUAAUGAUCCUCCCCCGGCGAACGAAGAUAACGACGAAGAGGACUUGACCAAGCUAUCUGCAUCGCUUCCUGCACCAUCAUCUCUAGCAGGGUUCCGCCUCGUUCCAGUGGAAUUUGAAAAGGACGACGAUACAAACCACCAUAUCGAUUUUAUCACAGCAGCAUCGAACCUUCGUGCAAUGAACUAUGGCAUCGAACCAGCCGACAGACACAAGACGAAGCAGAUUGCCGGAAAGAUUAUUCCUGCCAUCGCCACGACCACUGCUCUUGUUACUGGGCUUGUAUGCCUGGAAUUAUACAAGGUCAUUGACGGAAAGAAGGAUCUCGAAAAGUACAAGAAUGGAUUCGUCAACCUUGCGUUGCCGUUCUUUGGCUUUUCGGACCCCAUUGCGGCUCCAAAGAAGAAGCUUGGUGAAUCUUCUGGACCUUGUGACCCGACGCUUGCUGAAAUGGUCGACUGGUUCAAGAAGAACCAUAACCUGGAUGUCAACAUGGUCUCGCAAGGCGUCGUGAUGCUCUGGUCCCCAUUCGUAGGCAAAGUCAAGACACAAGAGCGCAUGAAGCUGCCAAUUAGCAAGUUGGUGGAGUUGAUUGGCAAGAAACCCAUUGCACCAGGAACUACCCACCUGGUAGUGGAGACUCUCCUUUGUGAUGAAGAGGGUGAGGACGUUGAUGUGCCCUAUUCCCUUGUCUACAUCUAG